CACGCUAUUGGGAAAAUGGCGGCGUCCAAGGGGCAUGUUGUGUUAAAAGCAGUCAAAAAGAUAACUGUGCAGUUUUGUCCUUUCGAGUCGAAUGCUAAAUCUACUAGGGAAUUUCUCACUGCUCUAGGACCAGAAAAAGUACGUUCAACAAACAGCAACUGUGAAAUAGUAACAGAAGUAAAGCAUGAUCGUUCAGAACCCAUUGUAGAUGUUGCAUUUGCUGAUGGAGAGCGAUUAGUAAUGAAAGGUGCACAUUUGACAGCCAGAGAAAUGUUGCAGGCUUUCCAGACAAAAUGCAGUUCUAAAGAAAGUCAGGAAGAUGUGAAGAAGUAGUCAAAAGUAGUAUAAACACGAGUUUAAUAUCAUAUUCAAGAGCACAUGAAAUAGUAGUUAAAAAAACUGUAUGAACACUAUGCUACUAUUGCUUGGAUCAUUUUGAAUAGCUUUUCUAAACUAUAAAGUCGAGAAAAGCCUCCAGUCAAAUCAAAUGAACUUGAUGAAUGUCUACAUUGUUUUCAUUUUCAUUUCACUGUUGAUAUGGACAUAUGGAGGUAAUGUUAUUUGUUGGGUGGUGGUAGGGGAUAAAAAGGAUCAUAGGAUCAUAUCUAUCAAAGAUGGGCUUCAUCUGUGAAAAAUGCAGCUUUGCCUGUGGACUUAAAUGGUAUCUAUUUUUUUGUGGAAGUGAUUAUACUUAAAGAAAUCUGGUUACCUUGUAAAAUGAACAUCUCUUCAGCUUUUCUCCUGUUGUGUUGCUCUGUUCUGUACAAUGUUUUCACAUUUUGACAGUGGAUUAAUGCUUACAUCAAAUAGUUCUUUUUUUGGUACUUACGUAUUAUCGCAACCAGAUUUUCGCGGUUGCGAUAAUACCAUGCUAGCAUGAAAACGAGUGGGGGAAACACCGCAAGCUGUUAUUUGAAGUCCUUGCUGAUGAAAAGUAAAUUUGGAAAACAUUCAGGAUGAGAGAAACAAUCAUUUUAGUCUUCUUCCUGUUUUGUGUGCAUUACAUACGCAUGCUUCAACUGUCUCAGAUUUCUAGGGCAGUAUAAUUCAUUAUGUAACAGUGGAACAAGUUGAUAUGUUCUGCAGUAGUGAGUGCAAGCUGUUGGGUGCACUAAUAUAGCAAGCCGUGGGCACAGUUACAUAAAAACAGAAACAUUGCAAUGUUCUUACUUGCUGAAGAAAUGUGAAGUGAAGCAAUAUUUGGUGAGAGUAAUUGCAGUCAGUAAGAGAGUAGCCCUGACAACUGAAGCCUCUGCGCACUUUACUGCCAGCUACAUAACAUGGUGUCAGAAAAGUGCAUUCAUAAACAGCACCACUAUGUUUUUCCUUUGUUUUAGGCAGGGUUAUUAAUAAAAAUAUUCACUGUGAAAGAAAACACAUUGACAUCUUCACAGCAUUAAGAGAAUGCAUUUAGACAUCGUGAAGCAACCGGCAUUAUCGCGAAUGCUGGUGGUGAUAAUACGGAGUGCUGGAUAUCUUACAUAUUCCCAGUGUAAGGAAAGCAAUUUAAUGCACAAUGCUUUGUGUACUUCAGCAGUCAGAAACAGGAUGUAAAACAUGAAAGAAAACACAUUGCUUGACAUCUUCACGGCAUUUAUGGUUAAAUUUAAACAUCGUGAAGCAACCAGUAUUAUCGCAAAAAUCUGGUUGCGAUAAUACGUAAGUACCCUUUUUUUUCCUGUAAAAGAAACCACUAAGAAUAGGAGAAAUAAAUGUUAAUAUGUUCUGUGUGCAUUACUUGUUUAUUAAGUUCAGCCCAUGCAGUUUGUAAUUUAUCUGUGUUGGAAAGUAGUGUUCUUGUAUUGACUCAUUGCAGUUAUGACCAUUUCAGAUAUUAUGAUUGUUAAAUGUUUUUCUUACAAAUUGCCAUCUGCUGCUGUAUUGUAUUUUGAUGCCUCAGUAAACUGAAAUAUUAUAGAUAAGUCAGCUAAGAUGAAAACUUUAGUUUGUAACAUUUUGGCUUUUUAUUAUUUAUCUUGAUUGACAUACUUUUGUGAUGAUUUGAAAUGAUACAUUUUUAAAAGUAAUUAAAAUCAUAAUUAUGGGUUGCAGCAGUUUGUAAAGGAAACUGUAUGCAUGCAUUGAGAUUA
Messenger RNA from Protopterus annectens (West African lungfish), 2090 nucleotides. It is a transcript of the gene MRPL53, whose product is annotated as mitochondrial ribosomal protein L53. The transcript is spliced from 3 exons. Gene Ontology annotation, cellular component: mitochondrial large ribosomal subunit. Lineage: Eukaryota; Metazoa; Chordata; Ceratodontiformes; Protopteridae. Bases 16 to 333 code for a protein of 105 amino acids. The record is from RefSeq and is a predicted model, not a curated record.